Molecule: messenger RNA, 2691 nt
Organism: Durio zibethinus
Lineage: Eukaryota; Viridiplantae; Streptophyta; Magnoliopsida; Malvales; Malvaceae
Product: putative galacturonosyltransferase 7
Molecular function (GO): polygalacturonate 4-alpha-galacturonosyltransferase activity
Source: RefSeq, a predicted model, not a curated record
CCACGUGCAACGAGUUUCGUCAGCCUUGGCCCUCUCUCUCUCUCUCUCUCGCUGCAGGUGAGUGUCUGUCUUUGAAUUAAAUUCUAGGCUAGGCUUAUUACUUAUUGGUUUAGUAGGAAAUAGGAAUACAAUGCGUCCAUGAGAUUGAGCAACUGCAGGCAGCGCCAGCGGCUCAGAAAUCAUAAGAAAAUCCAGAGCUGCAAGCAAUUGCACUGAAAAAAAUAAAUAAUAUUGAUAUUUGUGCUCCAAAAUCUAAAUUUAGCUUAUAUAAUAUAUCAUAAUCAUAGCGUUAAACGAGAGGGAAAGUAGGAGUGAAGGUUCAGAAGGAAGGAAAUGAAAGGUGCCGGUGCUGGAGUUGCUCACGCGAAGCGCCGAUGGAGAGGUCUGGCCAUUGGCGUCCUCUUUCUUGUGGUCCUCUCAAUGCUUGUUCCCCUUGGAUUCUUGCUUGGUCUACACAAUGGCUUUCACUCUGCAGGAUUUAUGCCUCUUCAACACACUUCACCUUCGGGGGAUCGUUCAAGCCAUAUAGAUAACCUUGUGAGAAAAUUAGGACCCACUCUACCAAAGGAUAUUCUUCAAGGCUUUGUAAAUGAAGCUAAAAAUGAAACCAGCAGUACAAAUGCCACACCUAAAAGUCAGCAGAAGAAAGGUAUUCUAGCUCCGCCUCAAAAUGUGCUGCAACCACUCACCAAUAGAAAUAUUAGUAGAGUUACUGGUAAAGCGGGAAUGAGAGGUGGUGUUGAUGAAAGUGAGGGAUUAUGUGAGUUGAAAUAUGGGAGCUACUGCAUUUGGCGUGAAGAAAAUAGGGAAGAAAUGAAAGAUUCUACAGUGAGGAAAUUGAAGGACCAGCUUUUUGUAGCCAGGGCAUAUUUUCCUAGUAUUGCAAAAAUACCAGCCCAGAACAAGUUGUCUCAUGAACUGCGACAAAAUAUUCAAGAACUAGAGCGAGUCCUUAGUGAAAGUACUAUGGAUGCUGAUCUUCCGCCAGAGAUUCAGAAGAAGUUACGACGGAUGGAUGCUGCAAUAGCCAGAUCCAAAUCAGUUUCUGUGGAUUGUAAUAAUGUUGACAAGAAAUUGAGACAAAUAUUUGACCUGACUGAGGAUGAAGCUAACUUUCACAUGAAGCAGGGUGCCUUUCUCUACCAGCUUGCAGUCCAGACGAUGCCUAAGAGCCUGCACUGCCUGUCUAUGAGACUAACUGUGGAAUAUUUCAGAGACCAUUCAUUUGAUAAGGAGCUGUCUGAGAAAUAUUCCGAUCCCACAUUACUACAUUAUGUUAUAUUCUCCAAUAAUGUCAUUGCAUCAUCAGUUGUAAUAAACUCAACUGUUAUGCGUGCAAGAGACAGUAUGAACCUGGUUUUUCAUGUGCUGACUGAUGGACAGAAUUACUAUGCGAUGAAACUUUGGUUUCUAAGGAAUGCUUUUAAGGAUGCUGUGGUUCAGGUGUUGAAUAUUGAACAUCUUAAUCCAGAUUACUUCAAUAAAGCAACUCUAUCUCACCUGUCCUUACCUGUGGAGUUUCGAGUUUCCUUUCACAGCAGUGAUAAUGCAGCAGCAAUGCAUAAUAGAACACAAUACAUAUCUAUUUUUUCUCAUUCUCAUUAUCUUCUUCCUGAGAUAUUCAAAAACCUGGAGAAAGUUGUGGUUCUGGAUGAUGAUGUUGUUGUCCAGCAAGACUUGUCAGCACUAUGGAGCCUUGACAUGGGAGGGAAAGUGACGGGUGCUGUUCAAAUUUGCUCAGUGAGAUUGGGCCAGCUACAGAGUUAUUUGGGUGAAAGCAUCUUCCACAAAAAUUCGUGCUCUUGGAUGUCUGGAUUGAAUGUAAUUGAUCUGGUAAGGUGGAGAGAGCUAGGCAUUUCUCAAACUUACUGGAAGUUGGUGAAAGAGCAGGUCAGCAUGAAAGGGGGAUCUGCUUUGCUUGCUAGCUUGCUUACUUUUCAGGAUCUAAUAUACGCACUUGACAGUGAGUGGGUUUUAUCGGGCCUUGGUCAUGACUAUGGGGUUAAUAUUAAAGACAUCAAGAAAGCUGCUGUGUUGCACUAUAAUGGAAAUAUGAAACCUUGGCUUGAGCUGGGAAUUCCCAAGUACAAGGUGUACUGGAAGAAGUUUCUGAACCAUGAAGAUCAAUUUCUAAGUGAGUGCAAUGUAAAUCCAUAAUGAGCCUUGACUCUUUGAAUCCUUGGAAAAUUUAGAGCUCAAGGAAGUAAGUGCUGAGAAUUUUGACAUUGAGCUAGAGUUUGAAGGGUAUUAGAUGGCAGCAAAGUGCAGCUGUGAUGACCUCGGUGCAUAUAUUUCUGAUCUUUUUCAGUAAAUAGAAGGACUUUGAAACCUUGGGUUGAGUUCCCUGGAGUUGGCUACAGUUGCUAGGAAAAGAUGGAUUUGAGGUUUUGAAAUGAUUGUUGGAGAAUGCAGAAAGUGAUGGAGGAGCUUCAUUGUCUGCUUCUAGCUUUGUCUGGUACAGUGAAUUAUGUGACAAAUAAUCGCAUACAGGGAAGGGUUUGAUUUGCAAGUCUGUUCCAGGGAUUUUCAAUGGCCAUUCAAGACAAUGCAUGGUUGUUGAUGAGAAUAGAGAGUGGUAAUUUGCCCUUCAAAUUAGGAUUUUUUGUUUGAUUAAAAUUGUGUUGUUUAGGUCUAAUGAAAACAGUCAACUAAUUAAUUCUCCAAUUAAUUUGUAUUAUUUGAUGUUGGAUU